Messenger RNA from Thunnus maccoyii (southern bluefin tuna), 2044 nucleotides. It is a transcript of the gene bloc1s6, whose product is annotated as biogenesis of lysosomal organelles complex-1, subunit 6, pallidin. Gene Ontology annotation, cellular component: extrinsic component of membrane; transport vesicle; BLOC-1 complex. Gene Ontology annotation, biological process: intracellular transport. The transcript has 6 exons. NCBI's taxonomy places the organism in Eukaryota, Metazoa, Chordata, Actinopteri, Scombriformes, Scombridae. The coding region runs from base 141 to 659 and encodes 172 amino acids. The record is from RefSeq and is a predicted model, not a curated record.
GCAACAAACCCAAAAAUCUUGCCGUUGUUGUCUCUUCUGCCUUUUUUCUUGAGGGGGGGUCAACAAAACUCAUCCCCUCACACCUGCAGUGACUCUUAAAUAAGCAGUUAAACAGGUGUGGGUCAAUAGUUUAGUUGCACAUGGAGGUAGAGGAAAUGGAGGAUGAAGGACCUUCGUCUCACAGUGAACUUCCACAUAGUGAUGAUCUCCAGUUGGCACAGCAGGAAUCGGCGUGUCUGGAGAGCUCAGCCCCUGUAGAGAAUGUGUUUGUGGAUAAGAAAGCAGUGGAUAAACUCACAGAGGGAUUACUGUCCCACUACCUGCCAGAUCUACAGAACUCUAAACGAGCCCUCCAAGAGCUCACACAAAAUCAGGUGAUAUUACUAGACACACUGGACCAAGAAGUCACCAAGUUCAGAGAAUGUAAUGCCUUAUUGGACCUAAAUUCACUGUUUACAGAGGCGAAGAUUUACCACAAUAAACUGGUGAACAUAAGGAAAGAAAUGAUUAUGCUGCAUGAGAAGACAACUAAACUAAAGAAAAGAGCUUUGAAGCUGCAGCAACAGAAGCAGAAGGAAGAACUGGAGAAGGAGCAACAACGUGAGAAGGAGCUCGAGAGAGAAAGGCAGCUUAUUGCCAAACCUGCUAAAAGAACAUAAGGUCCUCAAGUAUGACCGCUGUAUUAAAGCUUACAGGUAGUUUUGCAUGUUUCAGCCUAUUUACAACAAAUCGAGUAUCAUUUUCAUAAAUACUGACCAUUUCCCAAGGCAUAAGCAUUUUAAGAUUUUUUUUUUAAAAUGAUUAUUAGUUUUGGGGCAUGUUUGCCUUUGACAGAGACCAGUUGAGAAUGAGACUGGAAAUUUUAAGGGCUGAGUGAGGAGGGAUAACACGCAAGGUUUCUAAAUGGAUUCAAACUGAGGAUGUUACAGUCACAUAGUAUGCGUCCUAGACCACCACACAGUCCUGGCAUCUGAGCAUUUUUGGAUGAUUUAUUUGCCUUCCACACAACUGUUAUCUCUGUUAAUUUUGUUAUUAUGUUAAAAUCAACUUGAAAUUUGCUUGGGACAGGUAAUUUACAGUAUACAACUUAAUUUACAGUUAAGUUGUUCUGAAAAGUCUGCCCUAAAUUUCUGCCCAAUAACACAUCAGACAGAUUCCUGAUCAGGUUUUAAAUCUCUACAAGUUUAAAAUCUGACCUCCUGUUGUGUGCAUGAAACUUGCAUUCAAGUUCACUACCUGUCAGCUAUAGAUAUUUUUAAUUUUAAGGAUUAUAAGAGGACAAUGUCCCAAAUAUAGUAAAAUAGUGUGGGAAGGCCUCCGCAGUCAAAUGUGUUAUAAUGAACACACCUAUACUGCAACAGCAAUUAAACUAAACCUGUAUGUUUAUAAUUGAAACAGUCUUAACUGAAAGGAAUGGAAACAGUGGCUACCCAGUAGGUAAGAAAAAGCAUAAAAACUGUGAGAUUGUGGUAUUCUCUGGGAAUCCAUUCACUUAACAGACAGUAUUAUGUAUGUGAGUUUUAGUAAAUAGGCUUAAACAUGCAAAAACUCUUGAUCCUUUAAGUCUGACAUUGCCAAGAUCACCACAAACCAAAGACAUGGACUAAAUCAUCAAAUGCUGGUACUUCCCACUAUCAACCUCUGAGGACACACACAAACUCGAGCACUCGAAACUCCUGAGAACAAAAAAGAAAACAACUCAAGAGAUUUUCACCGGGAGAAGAAUCAAUGCGUUUGCUGUCUUUUGUUAAAGAUAAAGUGUUAAUAUAUCUUGUCGAGGGGCAUUGUGCCCCUAGUAGUGUUGAAUGUUGAACUGUUGUUAAGAAUCAGAUAGGUCUGCACUAUGUUUGACUGACUGUGUUUCUGGGGUCCAGAUAUUAUAAUGGAUGACAAUAUGUAUCAAAAGUUCCCCCCCACUACACACAGCAUAUUUAAAUUUAUUUUAACAGACGUUUCAAGAAGUUUCUAUGCACUACUAAAAACUGGAACUCCAUUGUUUGUACAAUUAAUAAUAAAAUCAACAUAAACUGGUUUGCUUUAUUAA